ACUUAUGCAGACUCCUCUGUCUGAAGAGUGAACAGUGAACGCCUUCAGGUUGACACUGUGGUGUUCCAGAGUAAACUUUUGUCUUUUUUGACAUGGACAUCAGCGAAAGUGAGAUGGAGGAAGAUGAGAGCGAGUGGAAAACUUGCUUCAUGGAUCUAGCUGCGCUCUGCCCCGCUACCUCUGCAGCUGCAGCUUCUGAGUCAACCAUCAAAACUCCCGAAUCUGCACAAAAAGUUAUUUUGCAUUUUGACCUUGAUUGCUUUUAUGCUCAAGUAGAAAUGAUCAGAAAUCCAGCUCUAAGAGAUGUUCCUUUAGGUAUACAGCAGAAAUACAUCAUAGUCACCUGUAACUAUGUGGCCAGGGAGCAGGGCGUCACCAAGCUGAUGUCUGUGACUGAUGCUAAGGAGAAAUGUCCUAAACUGGUGCUGGUGAAAGGAGAAGACCUGACACACUACAGAGAAAUGUCCUACAAAGUCACAGAGGUCCUAUUGUCGUAUUGUCCUCUGGUAGAAAGGCUUGGAUUUGAUGAAAACUUUGUGGACGUAACAGAGUUGGUUGAACAGAGGCUUGCCCAGACAUCACAGCCGGACAGCCUUUCAUUUAAAGGACAUGUCUUCAAUCAUUCCAGUGCAGAUGUUAAAGGCAGCGACCACCCGGGGCUGGCCAUAGGUUCACACAUUGCAGCAGAGCUAAGAGAGGCUAUCCAUAGCAAGCUCGGCUUGACCGGUUGUGCUGGCGUCGCCACAAACAAGCUGCUUGCCAAACUGGUUUCAGGCACCUUCAAACCAAACCAGCAGACUGUUUUACUGCAGGAGAACAUCGGGGAUAUCAUGGGCUGUCUGAGUGGCCUCAGAAAAGUACCUGGCGUUGGCCACCAAACUGCAAAGAGACUUCAAGCUUUAGGAUUAAUGAGUGUAAAAGACUUGCAGAUCUAUCCACUGAAUGACUUAGCGAAGGAGUUUGGGGGCGGCACAGCCCAGCGCUUAAAAAACCUGUCCCUGGGCAUUGAUGACUCAGCCGUCACGCCCACUGGGGCCCCUCAGUCUCUCAGUGAUGAAGACUCCUUUAAGAAAAUGUGUUCAGUGAAGGAAGUUAUGGAAAAGAUUCAUGAGCUCCUCAUCAGUCUGGUGGAGAGGAUGCACAAAGAUGGCCGGCAGCCUCAAACCUUCAGGCUGACAAUACGAAAAUACUCGGCGACCAACAAGUGGUUUAGUCGGGAGAGCCGCCAGUGUCCGAUCCCAGGCAGCACCGGACAGAAGAUCCUCUCUGGGAACACUGAUGACUCUGUGUCCCAGCUGCUCCCACUGGCUGUGAAGCUUUUCCAUAAGAUGGUGGACUGCAGCGCUGCCUUUCAUCUCACACUCAUUAACGUCUGCUUCAGUAAUCUGAGCAAAGGGCCUGCUGUGAGCGUGAAGGGCUCCAUAACAUCAUUCCUCACCCAGAACUCAUCACCCAGAAAAUGCCAGGUAUCAUUCUCACAAAACCAGAAAAAUUCAUCCCAAAACUCUGAGAGUUUCCUCUUGGGCCAUCAGGUUAACUCAUGCAGCAGGAUUGCUCCAGCAAAUAAUAAAGUCACCACAAAAGACACUUGUGGGCAAUCAUUACAUGUGUUAGGACUGGAACAAAGCUCUGUUUAUGCUGCUGAGGAAAACCAUCAAGCAUCCUGCAGCACAGAGAGAAUCAGUUCUAAUGAAACCAAACCACCACCAAAUGUUGACCCGGAGGUUUUUAAGCUCCUUCCAGAAGAAAUCCAGAAGGAAAUUUUGUCUCCUUCUUAUUUUAAAUCCCAGCCAAGCCCCUCAGCGUCUGAGACCCACCACAUGUCAACAAACAAGCCUCAAGAAAAAGAUUUACCAAUGAAAGUGGAGUCAUCUAGUAUGAAUCAGCCUUGGCCGGCAGGAGUACAUGUAAAUCACGGAGAAAACGUCACGGAGAACUUAUCGCUCCCCCAGUCAUCUGACUGUAACUUCCCGGGAAAUGUAGACCCCAAAGUGUUUUCUGAACUUCCUCCAGAAGUUCAGAAGGAGCUCCUGGCUGAGUGGAAGCAGCAGAAGCCGAUUUUGAAAACUCCUUCUUCAAGAAAAACAGGAAAAGCCUCGACCUCCAAAGGCAAAGAUAGAAAGGCUGAAGGGAGAGCCAGUCAGUCCAAUAAUCUGUUCAAGUAUUUCAAACCUGGUUAGAGGGG
This is a messenger RNA of Cyprinodon tularosa, 2185 nucleotides long. It is a transcript of the gene poli, whose product is annotated as polymerase (DNA directed) iota. Gene Ontology annotation, molecular function: damaged DNA binding; DNA-directed DNA polymerase activity. Lineage: Eukaryota; Metazoa; Chordata; Actinopteri; Cyprinodontiformes; Cyprinodontidae. Gene Ontology annotation, biological process: translesion synthesis. The coding region runs from base 93 to 2180 and encodes 695 amino acids. The transcript has 10 exons. The record is from RefSeq and is a predicted model, not a curated record.